UACUAGGUGACUAGAAAAACUACAUUUCCCAGCAGCCCUUUGCGUCUAUUACGCAUGCGUUUCUUUUCCUCUCCAAGUCUUUUCCCCCCCAGGGUCGAGCAGCAAGACUCAGUAGUUCUCAUGCAGCUGGCGAGAGGAGCCAUGGCCAAUUUCCGUCUCGCCCUCAUCCAGCUUCAAGUGUCUGCUGUGAAAACAGAGAACGUGAGCCGGGCCUGUGGGUUUGUAAGGACUGCGGCACAACAAGGAGCAAAGCUUGUGGUCCUGCCAGAAUGUUUCAAUUCCCCCUAUGGCACAAAAUAUUUUUCAGAAUAUGCAGAGAAAAUUCCUGGAGAAUCCACACAAAAGCUCUCAGAAGUUGCAAAGGAAUGUGGCAUCUUUCUCAUUGGAGGUUCAAUUCCGGAAGAGGAGAAUGGGAAACUGUAUAACACUUGCACAGUUUUUGGACCAGAUGGCACUAUGCUGGCCAAACACAGAAAGAUUCACCUGUUUGACAUCGAUGUUCCUGGGAAAAUCCGUUUUCAGGAAUCGGAAACGCUAUGUCCUGGUGACAAGUUCUCUAUGUUUGAAACUCCAUACUGUAAAAUAGGACUUGGGAUCUGCUAUGACAUCCGUUUUGCUGAGCUUGCCCAAAUCUAUACACAGAAAGGUUGCCAGCUUCUAGUAUAUCCGGGGGCUUUUAACUUGACAACUGGGCCAGCCCACUGGGAACUGCUCCAAAGAGGACGAGCCGUCGACAACCAAGUCUAUGUGGCAACUGCAUCUCCUGCUAGGGAUGAAAAGGCAUCCUAUGUAGCCUGGGGACACAGCACGGUGGUAAAUCCUUGGGGGGAGGUGAUAGCUAAAGCAGGCACUGAAGAAACUCUUGUGUAUGCAGAUAUAGACCUCAAGAAGCUUGUGGAGAUUCGUCAGCAGAUUCCUAUUCAUUCCCAAAAACGUUCUGACCUUUACGCUGUAGAAGCAAAAACUGCAUAAUGCUUUAUAGUCAUUCUAAUCACUGUACUUUAUGUAACCAUCUCUAUUUGAAUCAAGUAAAAUAAUGUAUGUUUCACAUAAAAAACCUAAACAAAGUUUUAUAGACAAUUGGAUUAAAUCCAUAAAAUAUCUAGAGGGAUCAAGUUGAAUCCAAGAGGAUUCAACCUGUGUUCUUUGUAUAGGUACUUACAUACUUCAUCCAUUUCAUAGUUCAUAAGCCACCAUCAGUGCCUUGCCCAUAAAGCAUAUAGUUUAAAAAUAUGAAAUACCGGUAGUAAACUAUUCUGGCCAAUACAUUUCGAAAAGGCAGGAGCCCUUUCUGUUUCUGUUGGUUGUAUGCAAGACUCAUCUUGACACACUUCUCCCUCAUCCAUCUUGCAAGUCCCAGUAUUCCUUGGUUUCUUGUAAAGUAGUCUAAUAUAUAUUUUUUCAUUUCUCAGUUUGUAGUUUCUCAGUUUGUAGUCUUUAGUCAUUUUGGGCUUUAACCUGUGGAAAUCCUAGCCAAUAUGGGCAGUGGUCAAGAAUUCUAAGAAGAUAAAGUCCCAAGCAUCUGAAGAGCCAAAGUUGGAAAACCAUUAUUCUAAAGUAGUUGUUCUUGAACUUGCAUCCUUAAUUUGUUUUGUACCUCCUAGCCAACAGUUUUAGUUGGGGCUUCUAGAUGUUGAAAUCCAAAACAUCUGGAGGACCAGUGGUUUAAAGGUCAAUAAGCUAAAAGUCACCACUGUACCAUCAUCUUAUACACUAGCCCUACAAGAUUUACAUUGAAAAAUCUGACGAAAGAAAAACCACCACCCCAGGAAAAGUAUCAAGAGAUGACUACUGCUUAUCAAGGAAUUCUUUAUCUUGCUCUUGUCUCCAACUAAUUAACCAGUAUGAUGCACACAUUAAAAAGAAGUAAAAAAAUAACAGUGGAAUAAAAUUUAUUAAUAAUAAAAACAGUUGUGCUAUUCA
Molecule: messenger RNA, 1923 nt
Organism: Anolis carolinensis (green anole)
Lineage: Eukaryota; Metazoa; Chordata; Lepidosauria; Squamata; Anolidae
Gene: nit2
Product: nitrilase family member 2
Exons: 10
Coding region: 55-972 (305 amino acids)
Biological process (GO): L-glutamine metabolic process; oxaloacetate metabolic process
Cellular component (GO): mitochondrion
Molecular function (GO): omega-amidase activity
Source: RefSeq, a predicted model, not a curated record